AUGCCCGUCCCCGGCGAGCCGUCUCCUCCGGCCUCGCCUCCACGGUACUCGGGCCUCCUCGCCGCUCUCCACAGCUGUAUAUCUUCCGGCAACGCCCCCGCGGCUGUCUCCCUUCUGCCCACCCUCGCUCGCGCCGGCCUGCGCGCGCCGUUCCCGCUCCUCACCUCCCUCGCGAGCCUCCUCCUGCUCCGCCCAGCCGCGCCGUCCUUCCCCUCCCUGGCUGGCCGCCUCCUCCUCUACGUCCGCCUCGCGGGCCUCAAGCGCCUCGUCCCCUGCUCCACUCAGCUGGCCGACCGCCUCCUUUCACUUAACUUCCUCCUGGGCCGCCCGCGCGACGCACGCCGGCUGUUCACCAAAAUGCCCCGCCCCAGGGUCCACUCCUACAACGCCAUGCUCGCUGGGUACGCGCGCCUGGCACUCGCAGAACCCGCUUCUGAGGUCUUUGCCUCCAUGCUACACCGGGAACUCGUCUCUUACAACGCUGUUAUGCUCGCUCUCGGGCGUGGCGGCGAAGCGCGGGGAGCUGUGGAGCUGUACUCCGAGCUCCGAAACAUGUACCCCUCCCUUGGGUACAGCCAUAACACCUUCUUGGCGCUCCUUGUGGCCGGCGCCCAGCUCAUGGAUAGGGAGCUUGCCAGGCAAUUCCAUGGCCAUUUGGUGGUUCUCGGGUUCUUGUCUGAUGUGAAAAUUGCCAGCUCUCUUCUUGAUGUUUAUAGAAAAUGCCAUUGUGUUGAUGAUGCUAGGAAGCUGUUUGACGAGAUGCGUAUCAAGGAUGUGCAUAUGUGGACGACAGUAGUUUGUUCCUGUGCUGAAGAUGGCCAACUGGCUACCGCUCGUCAGCUCUUUGAUCAGAUGCCAGAGAGGAAUGCAUUUUCAUGGAAUGCCCUCAUUGAGGGAUAUGUUUGCCAUGGGCAGCCAAUGGAUGCACUGAAUAUGUUUCAACACUUGAUGAAGGAAGGUUUGCAGCCAGAUCAAAUCACCUUGGGUUGUUGCCUGAGUGCUUGUGCAAAUAUGCAUUCACUGAAACUUGGGCAGCAGAUCCAUGGAAUGUUGCUAAGAUGUGGUUUUGAUCGAAGUGCAAUGAUCAUUAGCUCAAUCAUUGACAUGUAUUCAAAAUGCAGCUUUUUGUCUGGUGCCAUAGAGGUGUUCAGCCUAGCAGGUAGGGAAAGGAAGAAUGCAGUGUUGUGGAAUGUCAUGUUGUCUGCUCUGUGUCAUCAUGGUCAUGAACAGGAUGCGAUUGGAUUGUUUGUUCAGAUGAUUCAUGAAAGACAGAAGCCUGAUGCUAAUACAUUCUUUCUGGUUUUGACGGCUUGCUGCCACUGUGGCCUAGUUGAAGAAGGGAUGAAUUUUUUUGAUUUGAUGAGUGAGAGAUACAGGAUUGUUCCAGGACAAGAGCACUAUUUUUGUAUGGUUGAUUUGGUUAGCCAUGCAUCAUCCAAUGAUAAAGUAAUUGAAUGGAUCAAAAGCUCACCAUUUAGUUUUAAUGUACGAGUUUGGGAAGUUCUUGUUAGGAAUUGCACCAUACAUGGGAACAUUGAAUUGUUGAAUAAGGUAGAGGAGCAACUGGCUAGAUUGGACCAUCCAGAAUGA
This is a messenger RNA of Miscanthus lutarioriparius, 1590 nucleotides long. The record is from the annotation of a GenBank genome assembly. Lineage: Eukaryota; Viridiplantae; Streptophyta; Magnoliopsida; Poales; Poaceae.